AUGGGAUACUCUCAAGAAACUGUAUGGUGGAAGUUAGAAGUUAAAAAAGUGAAGCUGCAAUUUUUGAGGAAACAAUAUGAGAACUUACAGAUGAAGGAUAAUGAAAUAAUUGUUGAGAUCUUCUCUAAUAUGGUUACUUUGACAAAUCAUAUGAAAUCAUGUGGAGAAAAGACCUCUGAAUUGCAGAAGGUGGAGAAGGUGUUAAGAGCUCUUCCAGCCAAGUUUGAUCACAUUAUUGUAGCCAUUGAGGAGUCUAAAGACUUGUUAGAGAUGAAGCUUGAAGAAUUGCAAGCAUCUCUUAAGGCACAUGAGUUGAGGUUGAAACAAAUAAAUUUUAAAAAAAAGGCUUCAAAAGGUCAAGACUACUACUUCAACAAAGACAAUGGUGAUGACAAGCGUGUGAGUCAACUUACUCAUGUUGUUAGUAGUGAUGCUGAAGAUGUCAUCUUGAUGGCUGCAAUAAAUUUUUCUUCAAAUAAAGCAAAUUUUUGGUGCCUUGACACAGACUGUAACAAUCAUAUGACAGGAAUGGGAAAUAUUAGGGUGAUAAAGAAGGAUGGACAUGAAGCUACCAUCAAUGAUGUAUUGUAUGUUCCUUCAAUGGAAAGUAACAUGAUCAGUUUAGGUCAAUUAUUUGACAAGAAUUACACAAUGAAGCUAGAAGGAAGGGAACUCAAUGAGUUUGAUGAAUUAUCUAGGCUAAUUCUUAAGGCACCUCUGUCAACCAACAAGACAUUCAAGGUCAUCAUAAAUAUGCUUGAUCAUUAG
Molecule: messenger RNA, 768 nt
Organism: Lathyrus oleraceus (garden pea)
Lineage: Eukaryota; Viridiplantae; Streptophyta; Magnoliopsida; Fabales; Fabaceae
Exons: 4
Coding region: 1-768 (255 amino acids)
Source: RefSeq, a predicted model, not a curated record